This is a messenger RNA of Spathaspora passalidarum NRRL Y-27907, 1315 nucleotides long. It is a transcript of the gene GLY1, whose product is annotated as Gly1p. The transcript has a single exon. Gene Ontology annotation, cellular component: cytosol. Gene Ontology annotation, biological process: L-threonine catabolic process; glycine biosynthetic process. Lineage: Eukaryota; Fungi; Ascomycota; Pichiomycetes; Serinales; Debaryomycetaceae. The record is from RefSeq and is a predicted model, not a curated record. Gene Ontology annotation, molecular function: L-allo-threonine aldolase activity. The coding region runs from base 128 to 1249 and encodes 373 amino acids.
GUACAUAUUUCUUUUACUUUCAACAGCAGCAAACUUAGCACAGCAUUUAAGGUGGCAAACAUAUCCACUAUACACACAUAAAAUUAUAUAUAUAUAUAAAAAAAAUUUUGCAUUCAAUAAUAAUAAGAUGACCCUUGACGAAGAAGAAAAGUUUACCACCCAUAAUGAGUUCCGUAGUGACACAUUCACCGUGCCCACACGUUCAAUGAUUGAAGCUGGGUUUGUUAAUGCCACCUAUGGUGAUUCCGUCUAUCAAGAAGACGAGGUAACGUUGGCCCUUGAAGCCAAGAUGUGUGAUCUCACCGGUAAGCAAGCUGCUCUUUUCUGUGUUUCUGGUACAUUAUCCAACCAAAUUGGGUUACGUGCUAACUUGAUUCAACCUCCAUACAGUGUUUUAUGCGACCAUCGUGCCCAUGUCUUUUUACAUGAAGCUGGUGGAUUGGCUACUUUGUCACAAGCCAUGGUUCAUCCGGUUGUUCCUGCUAACGGAAACUACUUGACUCUUGAAGAUAUCGUCAAUAAUGUAACUUUUGAAGAUGGGGAUAUUCAUGCUGCACCAACCAAGGUCAUUUCAUUGGAAAACACUUUACAUGGUAUAAUCAUGCCUGUCGAGGAAAUCAAGAAGAUCAGUGAAUUCUGUAAACAAUACGAUAUCAGAUUACAUUUGGAUGGGGCUAGAUUAUGGAAUGCGUCCGCUGCUACUGGAGUCAGCAUUAAAGAGUACUGUUCCCACUUUGAUUCUGUGUCUCUUUGCUUGAGCAAAUCCCUUGGUGCUCCAAUGGGAUCAAUUUUAGUUGGAGAUGAAAAGUUGAUUAGAAAAGCCAAUCAUUUCAAGAAGCAAAAUGGUGGGGGGAUAAGGCAAGCCGGUAUCAUGACUGCCAUGGCUAUCCAUGCCAUCGACUACAAUUUCCCCAAGCUUGCUCGUAGUCACGAAUAUGCUAAGCAAAUUGGGGAUUUCUGUAUUGAACACGGUAUCAAGUUGGAAUCACCCGUUGAUACCAACUUUGUGUUUAUUGAUUUAAAGGCUAACAAGAUGGAUGCCAAGAUGUUGAUUGACUUGGCUAGAACCAAAUAUAACGUCAAGUUGAUGGGUGGACGAAUCGCUUGCCAUUUCCAGUUGAGCCAAGACAGUGUGGAUAAUGUUAAGCAGUGUAUUUUGGAAUGUUUCCAAUACAACCAAGAACAUCCAUAUGAAAAUGAUGGUAAGAACAAUAAGAAGAUGUACAACUUUGAUGCCAUCAGAAAGUAGGUCUUCAACAUAUAUACGAUUUAAUUUUACGAUUUGAUAACUUUUCUAAUAGAAUACCUUUAGAGU